This is a messenger RNA of Mugil cephalus (flathead mullet), 1193 nucleotides long. RefSeq names its product fumarylacetoacetate hydrolase domain containing 1 (gene fahd1). The transcript has a single exon. Gene Ontology annotation, molecular function: acetylpyruvate hydrolase activity. Gene Ontology annotation, cellular component: mitochondrion. NCBI's taxonomy places the organism in Eukaryota, Metazoa, Chordata, Actinopteri, Mugiliformes, Mugilidae. The record is from RefSeq and is a predicted model, not a curated record. Bases 120 to 779 code for a protein of 219 amino acids.
CUUCGGGCUUACCGUCGACUGCUAACCUGGUGACGGACGGUCAGUGGUUUCGGUCAAAGUCCGAUUAAACUUGCACUGGCUGCUUUAGAGCGGUUGGGACAGCGCACAAUUUCUCUGCAAUGACUACACGAAAUGUAUCUCGGUUUUGGGAAUGGGGAAGGAAGAUCAUCUGCGUUGGGAGAAACUAUGCAGAUCACGCCAAGGAGCUGAAAAACGCGAUUCCGACUGAGCCCGUCUUAUUCCUGAAGCCACCGUCUGCCUAUGUGAGAGAGGGCUCUCCUAUCCUGGUGCCGCUGUACAGUAGCAACCUGCACCAUGAGGUGGAGUUGGGGGUGGUCAUCGGGAAAGGGGGGACCAGCAUCCCGCAGGCCGCCGCUAUGGAGCAUGUGGCGGGUUACGCUCUGUGCUUGGACAUGACAGCCCGGGACGUCCAGGACGUCUGCAAGUCCAAAGGUUUGCCCUGGACCCUGGCCAAGGCUUUUAACACCUCCUGCCCCGUGAGCGACUUCAUCCCCAAAGAGCGCAUCCCUGACCCGGGCAACGUCAAGAUUUGGCUCAAGGUGAACGAUCAGCUGCGGCAGAGCGGCUGCACCUCCCAGAUGAUUUUCUCCAUUCCCUUCCUCAUCAGCUACAUCAGCGACUUCAUCACCCUGGAGGAAGGGGACAUCAUCCUGACGGGGACUCCCAAGGGGGUCUCCGCCGUGCAGGAGCACGACGAGCUGCAGGCUGGGAUCGAGGACGUAGUUACCAUGAGCUUCAGAGUAGACAGACAAGAAUAAUAGUGGACACAAAAUAGAUUUACGAGGCAAAAGAAAUGCACUGGCUGUGAAGAAAAAGGUGCUUUUACUGUGAAAAACUGGUGAUUCCGUCGAUGUCUGCUUUUGGUCAGCAGAUGGCAGUGGUGUGCCAGAUUUUUUCUACACCAUUUCAAGAAGACAGUUUACAACUUUCCGACAGUUGCAGCAGCGUAUGUUUUACUGUAUGUUUUACUCAAACCAGGGGUAUGAAAAACCAUUCAUCGUCACACGUUGUCAGUGUCUUGACCCCCAGUGGUGGAGGAAGUGUUGACGACUUUUAAAUAAAAGAGGCUUUGAUGUAAUCAUAUGGUUUUUAUUUAUUAUUUACAGAAAACUGUGAAUGGGAUUAUUUGAUUAGCGACUAUGUUCAUUGACAAUUAAACAAACACAAAUAUU